Molecule: messenger RNA, 2297 nt
Organism: Perca flavescens (yellow perch)
Lineage: Eukaryota; Metazoa; Chordata; Actinopteri; Perciformes; Percidae
Product: protein phosphatase 1 regulatory subunit 3E
Exons: 1
Coding region: 428-1351 (307 amino acids)
Biological process (GO): regulation of glycogen biosynthetic process
Cellular component (GO): protein phosphatase type 1 complex
Molecular function (GO): protein phosphatase 1 binding; glycogen binding
Source: RefSeq, a predicted model, not a curated record
GCAGGAAACCAUUUUGGUUAGUUGAGACGUUCACUUCUGCACGUAUGCUACAGAAGUCAAACCCUGCUCCACGCAAUUCCCGUCAGCUGUGAGAGGACAUGUUCAUCACACGGAAAUGGAAACGAGCCAUGGUCGCUGCUAAGAGAAAAGUCAUAUGCCUAUUCUCUUUUUUAUUAUUAUUUUUGUAGCAGACAAUGGGAUAUAUAAUAUUCACACGGCGGGAUUUAAAGUGACUGAUCUGCAGAAGGAAACGCUCACACCAACGGCUUGGUUUAUUGGUCCAGAGCUGCGCAGUGUAAACCUCUGACGCAGCCGGAGCACCUAUCCGCGGGGGGGACAGUGACAGCUGACUGCUCCAUCUCUCGACACGCCGGUUUUUUCCCAUCACGACCACUUCGGCUCUGCAGUGCAGGAACUGCUGCGUUUUAUGGAAGCGGAUCCCGUGCAUCCUGUCGUGAUCAUGCUGCCCCCAAAGAGUUGCCUGCCGAGGAACUACAGCUGCAUAGCCGGGCUGUUCGGAAGCCUGGCAGAGGCAAACCCGCGGCUUGAAGAUGGGGAUGAUUUGGACAUGAUCAACGGUACCUGUGAAACCACCGAGAGCCCAGUUGUGGAAGAGAGACCACGGGGCAGAGAGGUCUCCCUGAAGCCUACACAAAGUCCAAAUCUGCGUCGGAGGUGCAAGUCGCUGCCCACACCCACAGAGAGAGCAAAGUUAGAGAUCGCCCGCAGAAGAAGCCCGACCAGUCAGAAAACGGUCCGGUUCGCCGACUCACUGGGCCUGGAGCUCAUUUCAGUGAAGCACUUCGAUGAUACAGAUGAGCCACAAGUGCCGGAGCGCAUAUUGGCCAAACUAGCCAAAGGACCCGUCCACCUUAAUCAUUUGAACACAAAGUUCCCCCGUGUUCCUGCGCAGUCUACGUUCAUGGAGUUGCUGUUCACCAACCCAAGCACAGUACCCGGCUUUGAGCAGAAAGUGAGGGAGGUGAAAGUCAUGUUAGAGUCCGUUGAGGUAGAUGAAUUCAGCCUCUCCGGGUUUGUGCGCGUGUUGAAUCUGGCUUUCGAAAAGAGCGUCUCUUUGCGUUAUUCUCUUAACAACUGGAUUACAUGCAUGGACAGCCUGGCGUCCUAUGUUCCCGACUCAAGCGACGGUGACACUGAUAAGUUCUGUUUCAAGAUAGUCAUGCCUACUUACCUCGACAACGGAGGCACAUUUCAGUUUGCAAUUAAAUACUGUGUUGGCGGGAAAGAGUUCUGGGACAAUAAUAAUGGGAACAACUACAAAGUGCGGCGUAACCGGUUCAAGAUGUCCCCACCCCGGGAAUGGGAGAAUGGAUGGAUUCACUUUAUCUGAGCUUUGUCUGCAGUGACACACUGCGUGCGUAAUUUGUGCGUAACUGAUCCCCGGGUACUUUAGGUUUGACUGUUGCUUGUUAAGAUUAUUAUUUUUUCUUUCCCCUGCCGUUGCCAGCUAUACACACAUGCUCUGACUCUGACAACAAUUUCCAACAAUGAUUCAAACAGGCUAUUCGCCCCGCUGUGGUAACAGAUUGAUUGGUGAAGACUCGGAAGGGAUUCUGUUAGAACAUUUGCCUUUAAGUCAGGGCUCUGUACAGCUUGGUACCCUUUGGGGGGCAAUGUCACGUUAUGUAAUGUAGAAACACGUGCCACGGAAAACGUGCACAUAAUGCCGACUUGAGGCAUCACGGCUCCUUUCAAGGGGUGCUGUAAAAUGGUUUGGUGGCAGGAGAUGUUUAAAUUAUCCGUUUGUUUUUCAUGUGUGCAAAAAUAUCGGCUGGAUGGGAAGCAGAAAGCAUCACAUCUUGGCUGAUAUGGAUGCCAAGCGAACCUAGUAGCAUACACUGGUUGUCUCCUGCAGGCUGGGAGAGACAUACACACACUGACUUACUGAGUUGACAGACCAAAAUAUGUGGCAGGUUAUUAUGUUAUAAAAAAGUUGUCUAAUUUCCCACUGUCAUGCCAUUGAAAAAUGCCUUAUUUUAAGCCAUUAUGUUGGAAUUAGACUAAAUGCAUUCAAUGGUUAUCAUCAAGCUUUCAAGGCCUUCACUGGGAAUUUGUGUCCAUAUACCUGUUGGCUUUCAAUCCAGGGACAUACUCAUAAACUAUUCAACAUCCAUUCUUUUGCUGAAUUAAUGUCAAAAAUGUUAUGGUUUUGCCCAAAUAAAAAAAAAAAUCAGGGGUCUAACCAAAGUUCAAAGACGAUUAAAAAGUUUUCAUUAGGAGAAAAAAAUCACUUAAAGGUCCCAUGACAUGGUGCUCUUUGGAUGCUUUUAUAUAGG